Molecule: messenger RNA, 3101 nt
Organism: Pterocles gutturalis (yellow-throated sandgrouse)
Lineage: Eukaryota; Metazoa; Chordata; Aves; Pterocliformes; Pteroclidae
Gene: EML1
Product: echinoderm microtubule associated protein like 1
Exons: 24
Coding region: 1-2493 (830 amino acids)
Biological process (GO): microtubule cytoskeleton organization
Cellular component (GO): mitotic spindle
Molecular function (GO): microtubule binding
Source: RefSeq, a predicted model, not a curated record
AUGGAGGUAACGGAUCGCAUUGCCUCUCUGGAGCAACGUGUCCAGAUGCAGGAAGAUGACAUCCAGCUGCUUAAAUCUGCACUUGCUGAUGUGGUUCGACGCUUGAAUAUUACAGAGGAACAGCAGGCCAUGCAGAACAAGAAAGGACCUACCAAAGAUCAGAGUAUGAUUAAAAAAGCUGCUGCUGAGGCUGAUAAACAUGUCAGUCCUGCUGCCACAGCAAGACCGCUGGUACAAACCCUGCCUUUAAGGACUACUGUUAAUAAUGGAACUGUGUUACCAAAGAAACCAAGUGGCUCUUUACCUUCCCCAUCAGGAACCAGAAAGGAGACUGUAUCACCAGCAGCAAAAAGGUCUGUGAAUCUUCUCAAUGCAUGCAAACUGAAAAAGCCUGCUCUAAGCACUGUUAAGAGAACCAGUUCAACUGAGCGUGUGUCCCCAGGCGGUCGGAGAGAAAGCUAUGGAGAUUCCAAAGGGAGUCGCAACCGCACUGGUUCCACCAGCAGCUCAUCUAGUGGUAAAAAGAACAGUGAAAGCAAACCCAAGGAACCAAUGUUCAGUGCAGGGAAGCGCCGUGUGACACACUGCAAAGAGGAAGGAUACGUAAAAAUGUUUCUUCGUGGACGUCCUGUUACCAUGUACAUGCCCAAAGAACAAGUGGAAUCUUACAAUUUGGAAGCAAAAGUAGAACUACCAGCCAAGAGGCUUAAACUGGAAUGGGUCUAUGGAUAUAGGGGUCGGGACUGUCGCAGUAAUCUCUAUCUUCUUCCAACGGGCGAAACUGUGUAUUUCAUCGCAUCUGUAGUUGUGUUGUUCAAUGUUGAAGAGCAGCUUCAGAGACAUUACACUGGUCAUAAUGAUGAUGUGAAGUGCCUGGCUGUCCAUCCUGAUAGGAUCACUAUAGCAACAGGUCAAGUUGCAGGGACAUCCAAGGAUGGAAAACAAUUGCCACCACACGUGCGUGUCUGGGAUUCUGUAACUCUGAACACGCUUCAUGUCAUCGGAAUGGGGUUUUUUGACCGAGCUGUCACUUGCAUUGCUUUUUCUAAAUCUAAUGGAGGAAGUAGCCUGUGCUCAGUGGAUGACUCAAACGACCAUGUGCUUUCUGUGUGGGACUGGCAGAAAGAAGAAAAGCUGGCAGAUGUCAAGUGCUCUAAUGAAGCUGUAUUUGCUGCAGAUUUUCACCCUACUGAUACAAAUAUAAUAGUUACUUGUGGAAAAUCACACCUUUAUUUUUGGACACUAGAAGGGAAUUCCCUUAUUAAAAAGCAAGGAUUAUUUGAGAAACAAGAGAAGCCAAAGUUUGUCCUGUGUGUGACCUUUUCUGAAAAUGGUGAUACUAUUACAGGAGACUCAAGCGGAAACAUUUUGGUUUGGGGGAAAGGUACCAACAGAAUAAGUCAUGCAGUUCAAGGGGCACAUGAAGGCGGAAUAUUUGCGCUGUGUAUGCUACGAGAUGGCACAUUAGUAUCAGGAGGUGGGAAAGACCGAAAGCUGAUAUCUUGGAAUGGAAAUUACCAAAAACUUCACAAAACUGAGAUUCCAGAGCAGUUUGGUCCAAUAAGAACAGUAGCAGAGGGAAAAGGGGACGUUGUGUUAAUAGGAACCACUAGAAACUUCGUCCUACAGGGCACGCUAUCAGGAGAUUUUUUCCCAAUUACGCAGGGUCACACUGAUGAGCUUUGGGGACUUGCAGUCCAUUCCUCUAAACCUCAGUUCUUCACUUGUGGACAUGACAAACACAUUACCCUCUGGGAUGCUACCACUCAUCGUCCUAUCUGGAACAAGAAUGUAGAGGAUCCAGCACAGUCUUCAGGCUUUCAUCCUUCAGCAUCUGUUGUUGCAGUGGGGACGCUGACCGGCAGGUGGUUUGUGUUUGACACAGAAACAAAAGACUUGGUCACUGUACACACAGAUGGAAACGAACAGCUGUCUGUAAUGCGUUACUCACCAGAUGGAAACUUCUUGGCAAUAGGUUCCCAUGACAACUGUAUUUAUAUAUAUGGCGUAAGUGAAAAUGGAAGAAAGUACACUAGAAUUGGCAAAUGUUCAGGUCAUUCCAGCUUCAUUACUCAUCUGGAUUGGUCUGUUAAUUCACAAUAUCUUGUGUCUAAUUCAGGAGACUAUGAAAUCUUAUACUGGAUCCCCUCUGCUUGUAAGCAAGUCGUAAGCGUCGAAACAACUAGAGAUAUAGAAUGGGCCACUUACACCUGUACUUUAGGAUUCCAUGUUUUCGGUGUAUGGCCUGAAGGUUCAGAUGGAACAGAUAUCAACGCUGUCUGUCGAUCACACGGGAGAAAACUGCUGUCAACAGGGGAUGAUUUUGGCAAAGUACAUCUCUUCUCAUAUCCAUGUUCACAGUUUAGGGCUCCAAGCCACGUGUACGGUGGACAUAGUAGUCAUGUAACUAAUGUCGAUUUUCUCUGUGAAGACACCCAUCUCAUCUCCACAGGUGGAAAAGAUACAAGUAUUAUGCAGUGGCGAGUCAUUUAGAAGAAUCAUCAGUGUGAACAUACACAGUUGAGUCGACCAUGCACAGAACUUAUGUAUAAACUGUAUAUUUAAAAAUUAACAGUAUGUUUGCAGUUUAGCCUGGUCACUGUGAUUUUUGUUUAAAAAAUUCUUACAAACCUCAGGAAAAUUAAGCCCUGUGCUGGUUACCUUACUCAGUCUAGUGAUUUUUUUUUCAUUGUGUCACACCUUAAGAACGAUCGUUUUCUCUUCUGUUGUACAAUACACAAUGCAGUACAAGUUGAAUAUGAGAAAUGUGGCUUGACAGUUUGCAAUACAGUGGUAUCAUCAGAACGUGACUAUCUUAAAUGUUUUCUAUAAACACUGCUAAAACAGUCACAAAAAUGCCUUUCAAAGACUGUAUAUAUGUGCUUAUUUGUUUCACUAUCUAUACUUUGUACUGUAUAUCUACUUAUUUAGAAAGAUCUAUGACAAUGUCAAGGUACCGAAUUGUUUCUGAUGGAGGAUGAUGAAUAGAUACAAAAAGUAUAAUCUGAGAUGUAAGAUGCAAAAAGUAGUGUUCUAGACCUGAAAAUGUGAAUGCUGGUAAAUUUGCAUUCUUUUGGGAAUCACACACCUUGGGUAUCACC